AAGGCUGUAACGUAACAACAUUUUGAAAAAAGGAAGGGGUCUGAAUACUUUCUGAAUGCACUGCAGGCUGUGACUUGCUUAGGCUCAGUGACUUGCUUAGGCUCAGUGACUUGCUUAGGCUCAGUGACUUGCUUAGGCUCAGUGACUUGCUUAGGCUCAGUGACUUUGAAUUUAUAUUUAGAAACACCAGUUUGGCCAGAGUUUGUUUGCUUCUGGUUCAUGUGAUGGUGCCUGGAGAGCAGGCCAGCAGCGGAGAAUAUCCUCUCCGCGCUUGCAGAGCCGCUGGGGAUGGCAAACACCUUUUUUUGGCCACUCUUUCCAGGCUGGGCAGGGAUGCAGAGUUGUUGUUUUUCUUCCUAUAGGUAGGCCUUAAAGUUUUUAGGCAAAAUAACCCAAACCUAAAUAUAAAGCUCCUUGAAAGUGUGACUAUGUCCGGCCUAUUGGGCCUAAUUCAAUUAUGGCCUAUUGUCUAGAUAAUAGAACCAAAAUGAAGGAAACUUCUAAGAUAUCUGAUUUUUAGUUUAUAAAUACUUUGCUACAAUGACACACUUCAUUAGCUACCCACCUCGUUCCUUUCAUUUAGCAUGUGCACGUAGUAAAGUACACCAUCAUGUUUUCAGGAUAUGUCUUUUCAGAUUCCACUAUGGUUCUUUAGUUGUGGACAUUACAUCACAAGAAAUGGCUCUUGGUCCUCAUCUUUGACGACUAUAAUUAAGUCUGAGGCUGGUAACAUCAACAGUGAGGACAAACCCAGCCUGCCUCUCCCCUUCCACACUGAGUCCAAACCUACAGUCACUGGGUCCUGAUUGUGACAGUGGAGCCCAGUUUGCACUGCAGGAUCCAGAGAUGGCAUCAGUGAAGCUGGAAGACUGCAGUCAAACAAUAGAGCUGAAUGUCAACAUUAAAGAUGAAGAAGAGGAGGAGAAGAUUGGGAAAUCUGUUUCUCAUGGAGACCAUGUUGAGACAUUCUCUACAUCCAGAGAGCAACAGCAGGAAAAUCACAGAGCUAAGAGGUCUCAUCCCUGCCCACAUUGUGAGGAGAUUUUCCCAUUUCUAUCAAAACUAAAAAUACACUUAAAAAUACACACAGGAGAUAAUCUGUAUUCCUGCACUGACUGUGGGAAGAGUUUAAAAACAUCACAGGCUCUGACAGUUCAUCAGAGAGUGCACACUGGAGAGAAACCUUACUCCUGCUCUGAUUGUGGGGAGCGUUUCUCUCAUCAGAGCAACUUAAAAACACACCAACGUAUACACACAGGGGAGAAGCCUUACUACUGCUCUGACUGUGGAAAAUGUUUCACAACAUCAACUGGGCUAAGAGUUCAUCAGAGAACACACACAGGAGAGAAGCCUUACUUCUGUUCUGACUGUGGGAGGAGUUUCAUAACAUCAAGGACUCUGACAGUUCAUCAGAAAAUGCACACUGGAGAGAAACCUUACUACUGCUCUGAUUGUGGGGAGAGUUUCUCUCAACAGAGCAAUUUUAAAACACACCAACGUACACACACAGGAGAUAAGCCUUACUACUGCUCUGACUGUGGGAAGGGUUUCUCUCAACAGAUCCACUUAAAAUGUCACCAGCGAAUACAUACAGGAGAGAAGCCUUACUCCUGCCCUGACUGUGGGAAGGGUUUCUCCCAACAGAGCAACUUAAAAUGUCACCAGCGAAUACAUAAAGGAGAGAAGCCUUACUCCUGCUCUGACUGUGGGAAGUGCUUCACAACAUCAACUGAGCUAAAAGUUCAUCAAAGAGGACACACAGGAGAGAAGCCUUACUCCUGCUCUGACUGUGGGAAGAGUUUCUCCCAACAGGGCAGCUUAAAAAUACACCAACGCAUACAUAAAGGAGAGAAACCUUACUCCUGCUCUGACUGUGGGAAGUGCUUCACAACAUCAACUGAGCUAAAAAUUCAUCAAAGAAAACACACAGGAGAGAAGCCUUACUUCUGCUCUGACUGUCAGAAGAGUUUCUCCCAAUUGGCUUCCUUAAAAACACAUCAACGUAUACAUAAAGGCAAGAAGCCUGAUCAGUUGUCUCAGGCCAGUUAAGAUUAGUCACUCCAUCGCUUCAUUCUCAUCUCGUAAAGGAAGUGGUAACAGGGAAUUUUAUAACAUUAAGACGAACACUCUAUUGUAAUCCUAUUGUUUCUCAUUGACAACUGUGCAGAGGAGGUGGUGCUGGAGAUGAAUAUUGAAUUGAAUAUGAAGUUGAAACAUUUAAACAUUUUCCUUUUAAGGCAAAAACAAAAUGAGGUUGGUCUGUUGGUCGGGGUGGAUGGGUCUGCAUAUAACAUGAACGUAUUGCAACCCAAAGGUUUCAUGUUCGAAUCACAUCAUAGACAACUUUAGCAUUUUAGCUAAUAAGCAACUUUGCAACUAAACUACAUGACCAAAAGUAUGUGGACACCUGCUCGUCGAACAUCUCAUUACAAAAUCAUGGGCAUUAAUAUGGACUUGGUCCC
This is a messenger RNA of Oncorhynchus mykiss (rainbow trout), 2462 nucleotides long. Lineage: Eukaryota; Metazoa; Chordata; Actinopteri; Salmoniformes; Salmonidae. The record is from RefSeq and is a predicted model, not a curated record.